CUAAGCCACAGGGUUCGUAGCCAGAAACAUAAGUCUCGAUUUGGAAUCACUCCAGAUCGCUUGGGCUCGGUGCGAGCAAACUCGUCUGUGACUCAGUAAUGGCGGAUUUCCAGAGUUCAACUCACCGUGGCAAGUGGAUUUUCACUCCUCAUUCUCUGGCAGAGAAAUACAAAGCUUCCAAUCGAAGGGCCGUGCAAAUGCUGGAGAAGUGUGGAACAACCCAAGUUGAAGUAGAUCCCAGUGGAUCACUAUUAUACCCUACACGUAAAGUCGAUGCAGGAGAUCAAGCUUCCAAGAAGCUAAAGCCUCUGAGUGUUGAAGAAGAACAGUCCAUGAGAGCUUUUUAUGAGGCGAAGCUUCAAGAAGUGUGUAGUGCCUUUUGCUUUCCUCAUAAAAUUCAGGCAACAGCCCUCCAAUACUUUAAAAGAUUUUACCUGCAAUGGUCUGUCAUGCAACAUCAUCCAAAAGAAAUAAUGUUAACUUGUGUGUAUGCAUCUUGUAAAAUAGAGGAAAAUCAUGUCUCCGCAGAGGAGAUAGGGAAGGGAAUUCAACAAGAUCACCAAAUAAUUCUCAAGUAUGAGAUGGCUGUUCUUCAGAGUUUGGAAUUUGAUCUAAUUGUUUAUGCACCUUAUCGUGCAAUUGAAGGUUUUGUCAAUGAUAUGGAGGCAUUUUUCCAAGUAAGAGAUGAUAAAGUCCAGAAACUGAAGGAUGUUCUUAAAGCUGCAACAGCAGAAACUGAUAAAAUCAUGCUCACAGAUGCUCCUCCUCUUUCCCCCUGGCCAGGUAAUUUGGCAUUGGCUGCCUUGCGUAUGGCAAACGGAAUAGUUGGAGCUGUUGACUUUGACAGAUACCUAGAAAACAUUGUUUCUCAACCAAAAUCUGGGCACGCCAUUUCAGAGCUCACGAAUGUACUUAAUGCAAUUGAAAGUUUGGCAAAGAGCUAUAAAUUCCCUAGCGAAAAGGACAUGAAGCACAUCAACCGGAAGCUAAAAUCUUGUCUAGGACAUAGUUCACAUGACGAGAGUAAGAAACGGGAGAAGAAAUCAAAGCACAAACUCCAUAAGAGUUCCAACAAUACAGAAAUGGAGCAAUGAUGGGCUGAUCUUCCGAG
Molecule: messenger RNA, 1111 nt
Organism: Tarenaya hassleriana
Lineage: Eukaryota; Viridiplantae; Streptophyta; Magnoliopsida; Brassicales; Cleomaceae
Product: cyclin-H1-1-like
Exons: 13
Coding region: 99-1094 (331 amino acids)
Biological process (GO): regulation of transcription by RNA polymerase II; regulation of cyclin-dependent protein serine/threonine kinase activity
Cellular component (GO): nucleus; transcription factor TFIIK complex
Molecular function (GO): cyclin-dependent protein serine/threonine kinase regulator activity
Source: RefSeq, a predicted model, not a curated record